This is a messenger RNA of Penicillium mononematosum, 2601 nucleotides long. RefSeq lists its product as uncharacterized. Bases 1 to 2601 code for a protein of 866 amino acids. Lineage: Eukaryota; Fungi; Ascomycota; Eurotiomycetes; Eurotiales; Aspergillaceae. The record is from RefSeq and is a predicted model, not a curated record. The transcript has 6 exons. Gene Ontology annotation, molecular function: DNA binding.
AUGGAAGCCUCGCGAGAGGAGCGGCAGCUGAUGCGGCAGCGCGGAGCUGGGACGCGCAAAGCAAAAGAAGUUGAUUUUGGGUUCUCAUUUGGUAGUCCAGCGCUUGGAUUGUCAGCGCCCGCACCACUUGCGACUGUCCCUGAAGCUCAGAAUCCACCGCGAACACAGACCGCGCCGAAUACAACACCACGACCGUUAGAGGUAUCGCGACCAGGAUCGCAGGCCGGGGGCAUUGAGCGCACGCCGGGAAGUGCGCGCAACAAGCUCCCAGAAAGGCCCUCGACAUAUGAAAUACCUUCUUCCGAUGAUAGAGCCGAACAAACGCGAAGCAACAAGAGGAGAAAGAUCAGUUCUCCUGAUGUAACAGAGGAUACUCCUUCUCGUCGGAAUGGUGGGCGACCUGAGAAUGGAGAUGCACACCCGUUGAGAAUAGUGCAGGCAUCACCGAAUACAGAUACACCUCUACUAUCAGAAAUAACGAACAAUGAGUCCUCACAGCCUCACACCUCACCAAUUCCGGAAGCCUCAGUCCAAGAUCAACAACCGAUAGAAGAGGGGACCAACGGCGUGGAACCAACAACAUCAACAGCCGAAGAGCAACUAGCCCAAGGCACAUCUCUAGUAUCUGUUCCUGCGGCGCCUUCAGUAGCUGGAGAAUUCCAAGCGCCACUUUCAUCACCUGAAGCUUUCGAACAGCCUGAAAACACAGAACAACUACGCAAGAGACAACAUAACACUCGGUCACCACCACGGCCUGAGGAGCGAAUCCAAAUAAACAAGAACGCAGAAACCGCUUCUCCAGUUCAGACAGAUAUAUCUGCCACAAAAGCCUCAUCACCACGUGGUACCUCCGCCGAGGCUCUUGAAGCUAGCCAUGCGGCGACUACUAAUGAUGUCGAUAUGACUGAGGAUGUUCCGCCAUCCAAAGAUGAUGCAUUAGAGCAAGACAACCGGACGUUUCAAGGGCCUUCUACGAAGAAAAAGCCUCGCGGUCGCCCGCAGCAUCAACCUACCGCAAACACUACCCCGGAACUUAAUGUGGAAGCCGCUGUGCAGGAACCUGCGAGUGAGGCACAAUAUGAGCCCGCAGCAGCCCAAGUUGAGGAAGCCCCAAAGACGAAACGGCCUCGUGGGAGACCCUCGCUUAACAAGAAGGCCAUUGAAGCUAUCGAGACUGAGCAGAUUUCACCCGAGGCUACACCAAAUGUCGCGGAGUCCCCUUCGGGCCCACGUCGGGGUCACAAGCCAACGUCACAAAAUGAUGACCAGCUGGAAACUGUGGUGGAAUCGGCAGUGCCCAAGCCACGUGGCAGACCCGGGAAGAAAGCGAAACACGCAGUGGAGCCUGAACCCGAGCCUGAGCCUGUGGCAGCAGACCAAGCAGAACCAGAGACAGAAUCUGCAAUCCCCAAGCCACAGCGUGGCAGACCUGGAAAGAAAGCGAAACGUGCAGCCGAAACUGAACCGGAGCCCGAGUCUGAACCUGCGACAGCAGACCAGCCUGAACCAGAGGCAGAAUCUGUGGUACCUAAGCCUCGUGGCAGGCCCGGGAAAAAGACUAGACAUGCAACCGAACCUGAGCCCGAGCACGAGACAGAAGAUGAACCAGAACCCGAAGUAGAAUCCACAGUAUCUAAGCCCCAACGUGGUAGGCCCGGAAAGAAGGCCAAUCGUGCAAUUGAGCCUAAGCCUGAGCCUAAGCCUGUCGCAGAAGAGCAGCCGGAGUCUGAAGCGGAAUCUGCAGCACCCAAGCCACAGCGCGGCAGACCUGGCAAGAAGGCUAAGCGCGCAGUGGAUCCCGAGCCUGAACCUGAGACAGAACACCAACCCGAGCCUGAGCCUACGCAAGAACAGCCUCGUCGCAAGACUCGGGAGCCUCGUGGAGAAACAGUCCCGGUCACCGUUUACCGUCUCGCGAAUGUCAAUUCUCUAGGUGGCAAAGCAUCUACGGCCGACGGGUCUGGCGACGAAGAAGAAUCCGCCGAUGAACUCACCACCCACCAGAGGGCCAAGAUACCCAACCGGGGUGGUGUCAACCCGGCCGAUGUAUUGAGCCAGAUCUGCCGCGAGACUCUGGAGAAGACACUCAAUACACUCAAGGAUGGGAUCGCGAACGAGGCGAAUGCUACGCGACGUGCAGAGUGGUCCCGCAAGAGAAAAGCCGUUGAAGUAUUUGGCUCGGAGCUUGAGAGCCGGCUCAUGGAUCUAAGCGGGAUACUCGAUAGCAAUUUUGUGCUUGGCGUGCAAUUGAAGAAGGCCAAGCGGGAGAUGAUGGAUCUACGGAAUCAUCUAUACCGGGUCCGUCGAGAACGCGAGAACAUAGCUUUGCAGAUGGAUGCAGUGCGCAGCAGACAUAUCGAAGGGGAGAAGGCCAAAUCGUCACGAUCCGCGAUCAACAAUUCCCUCCACAGCCUUGAAUUGGCCCUCGACCGUAACAAGCAACGGUCUGCAUCUGUGGAUUCUUCUACAGAUCUUGAAUAUAUGCUUCGCACCGUUGCCGACGUGAGUUCUCGGGCCCCUGGAGCACAAGGCGGUCUCUUGAAUCAAAUCCGGGCGUUCAAUGCCCAGCUCGAAGCUACUGUUGGUCGCCUGGAGCGAUGA